GUUCAUAUCGUGCAUUCUUAUGACCGAAUCGUUCCGUACGUGGGGCACAAAAGGUUGACGGUGGUGACGACGCCGCCUAAAGUGUUCUCGACGCGUCCGUCGGUUUUGCAACGAGAAUACGACUGGAUCGAACGGAAAGUCCGUCCAAGAGUUGGUUAUUCGGCUACCAAUCGCUACCUCAACUCGGACUCGGCUGUGAGAAUCUAUUACUCCAGCUAUCCAAUCACUUCGAGCUACUACAGCACGUUAAGCCUGCCUAGCAGCACGUACUACCCGAAGAUCUAUCGCUGGUACUACGACUGGCCCAGGACUUACUCCUACUAUUGGCCCAGCGCUUACUACUCAGCGUACUGGCCUUACUACAGGUCGUACCUGAGCAGCUUCUUUAGAAACUACUACUUAAGCUCGCUGCCUUCCCUCUACUACCGAUCGCUGGACUACCAGUUCAGAGAGCUGGAGAACAAAAUUAACAAUCUGAGCAACAUGAUUUACAUAAACUACCCUUAUCGAACCCUCGACUAUUACCCCGAAACGACCAGAAUCUUUCGACCCCUGAGCCUGUACUAUAAUUACUACUAUCCGAUCAGAAGCUUGAACUACUACUCAGAUGUGUGGCCUUAUUAUCCUUACUACAGAUACUUGUACUACAGAUACACUUUGCCGUCUGAUCGCUAUUACCAUCUGAAAACAGAUCUGGCCGUCUAGCUAGUGUAUCAUAUGCAGGAGCAAGAGCGUACGACAGGAGGCCUCAUAUCUAUUUGUACGAUAAUCCCAUGCAGAGCGAUAUUCAACUGUUGAGUUACUACAUCAACAAGUUCAAGCAGGAGAAGGCCUACAGUGGCGAUUCGAGCAAAACCGACGGUAAAAAAAUUGAGAUUGAAGAAAAGCCGGAAAUUACCGAAGUUACUGAUUCUGCACCCGCUUCUGAAUAAUCCCUGUCUCUAUCACCCACUAUUUAUUUAUUUUUACCUCUACUUUCUCUGCCUUUUUACACCUACAGCCUUCGGGCAUUUGGAGCUACUUAACUUGCUGAACACCUCCCAAAUAGCCCCCCUUUCCAGACAAUCUGGCAUUGCUGUAAGGCACCGAAUCUAUUAGGUAUAUCUUUACUAUGUGCACAAAUGUAUUUUUAUAUAAUUUUACUGUUAUCGUUUUGUUAAGGCUUCGACCUAUAUACUGUUAUUGUAUAAAUACGCAACUUAACUGUAUCCGCAAAGCGAAACACCAAAGAAAUCACACGAACGACACAACAUUACAUUUUUCUUUGCCACAAAGAAAACUGUUUCUAUGUAUUUAACUUAAGCAUAUGAAUGUGUUCAAUGGAAGAAUAAACUUAUUUUGAUAAGAAAAA
Molecule: messenger RNA, 1351 nt
Organism: Dendroctonus ponderosae (mountain pine beetle)
Lineage: Eukaryota; Metazoa; Arthropoda; Insecta; Coleoptera; Curculionidae
Source: RefSeq, a predicted model, not a curated record